This is a messenger RNA of Culicoides brevitarsis, 2965 nucleotides long. RefSeq names its product segment polarity protein dishevelled (gene dsh). Bases 408 to 2051 code for a protein of 547 amino acids. The transcript is spliced from 7 exons. Gene Ontology annotation, molecular function: frizzled binding. Gene Ontology annotation, biological process: Wnt signaling pathway; intracellular signal transduction. The record is from RefSeq and is a predicted model, not a curated record. Lineage: Eukaryota; Metazoa; Arthropoda; Insecta; Diptera; Ceratopogonidae.
UCAUUGCAAUUUCCGAAGGAGACCAUUGGAAGAAUUCUUGCAUUUUUGUCAUUUUAAAUCAGCAAUUCGAGGAAAAAAGUUACAAAAACACAAAAUCUAACUGGCAUUCUUGUCUGCACGAGUGUUCGUAACGUUAGAUUCCGCGGCGAUUCGGUUAAUUACAUCGAAAAAUGUAAAAGUCUCAAUGGCCGACAACCAUUUUUGGAUUUUCCAAAAAAAAAGUAAAUAAAUAAUCUAACGCCCAAAAGGUCGAAACAAAGUUGUGGUUGCAUCAUAAUAAAAUAAUAAUCAUAAAGAAGGAAGGAAGAAAGAGAGAUUUUAAUCGUCGUUGUCUGAAUUGGUACUCGUAUCAACAAACUUCUCAAGUAUCAUCAUCGUCGUGCAACAUCAAAAAGUAUUCAACAGAAAUGGGUGAAACAAAAGCAAUUUAUCACAUUGAUGACGAGACUACACCAUAUUUAGUGAAAAUACCACUGCCAUCGUCGGAUGUGACAUUAAAAGAUUUCAAGUUGGUUCUAAAUAAGCAAAAUGUCAACUAUAAAUACUUCUUCAAGUCAUACGAUCCGGAAUUUGGAGUUGUCAAGGAGGAAAUUGCCGACGACAACGCCAAAUUGCCGUGUUUCAAUGGGAAAAUUGUGUCGUGGCUCGUGACAGCCGACGGUUCCAACCAAUCCGACAAUGCCUCUGAAAUACCGCACAGCGAACUGGAUGGCCGAGGAGGCCGCAUGCCCAACAAAGUGAUGUACAGCAACCAGAUGCAAAUGAAUCCGCUAACGUAUCAAAAUGCAUCGGUUGCAUCGAGUGACUUGGACUCGACGAGUCUCUUUGAAACAGAGUCCGAAAUUACACUAGAUAGAGACAUGACUGAAUGCAGUAGUGUACAGCGGUUGCAGGUGCGUAAAAAGCCACAACGACGCAAAAAACGAGCACCUACCAUGUCGCGCACCUCCUCAUACAGCUCAAUCACCGACUCAACCAUGUCUCUCAACAUCAUAACGGUCCAAAUCAAUAUGGAUACAGUAAAUUUCCUCGGUAUCUCGAUCGUGGGACAGUCAAAUCGGGGCGGCGACGGUGGCAUUUAUGUCGGAAGCAUAAUGAAAGGGGGUGCCGUUGCGUUAGAUGGCCGUAUCGAGCCGGGAGACAUGAUCUUGCAGGUGAACGACGUGAAUUUCGAGAAUAUGACGAAUGAUGAGGCAGUGCGUGUAUUGCGGGAAGUGGUUCAGAAACCGGGUCCCAUAAAACUUGUGGUCGCCAAAUGUUGGGACCCCAAUCCAAAGGGAUACUUUACAAUUCCACGCACAGAACCGGUGCGACCGAUUGAUCCAGGUGCCUGGGUUGCCCAUACACAAGCCUUGCGUUCCGUUGAGUCGACAUGCACCGAAGUGAUUCCCGAAGUGCGAGAACGCUUGAAUGUCAACAUGGACAUGAAGGAAAUUGUCAAAGCAAUGUCACGACCUGACUCGGGACUCGAGAUACGCGACAGAAAUUGGCUGAAAAUAACGAUACCCAAUGCGUUCAUUGGAUCAGACGUUGUUAGUUGGGUGCUCGAUAAUGUGCAAGGCAUCGGAGACAGACGCGAGGCACGCAAAUACGUGUCGAGUAUGCUGAGGCGCGGUCUCAUUAAACACACCGUCAAUAAGCUGACAUUCAGUGAGCAGUGCUAUUAUGUUUUAGGAAAUGGGGUAACGCAAGAAUCAACGACACUCAGUAUGGGCGAUACGGAAAGUAUCAUCAGCGAUAUUAGUCCUUUACCAAAUCCUCCAAUGUACAUGCCAUAUUCAGGAAACUACAAUCCAAGCCAUGGAUAUCAGCCAAUACAAUACGGAAUGAAUGACAGACCAAUGUCUUCUGGGUCAAGCAGUUCUGAUGUUCUUACAAGCAAAGAUAUAUCAGCAUCUCAGAGUGAUAUCACAUCCAUUAUACAGCAGACGAAUCACAUGACCAUUACAAACGGUUCCAACAAGUCAUCUGGCAGCUCAAGCAGAGGAGGAAACACAAUCAAAAACGACCACCAACAAGACAUGACAGGUACAGUUCUAAGUUACUUGUAAUUGUUCAUCCUUUUUAAGUUUGAAUCAUCAAUAUCAUCUCACACACAAACACACACAACAAGAGUCAAUAGAUUAGUAAUUUAUGGAAGAAAUUUUAUUUUUAAUUGGUGUCAUGUCUGUCUGCUGUCAGAGUAAGAAGAAAAGAAAGAGAGAUUAUUAUUUUUUAUAAAUGCUGAUGAUAGGUCAUAGAUAAAACUUGCAAUAAUAAUUAGUAAUAUGAUAGACAAUAUACAUAGUAUCAUAAUUAUAGAAACCAUAAAGCUAAGUAACUAUCAAAUUUUAUACAGAAAAUGGACCAGGCAAUUACUGCUUUCCUUGAUUUUCUCAAACACUAAUCACUGCUUUUUCGACUCAUUUUCACAUUUUUAAUGACAAUUUUUUCAUCUGAAUCAUUUUUUUAUGAUAAUUCAAAAUCUACAUAGUUAGCAAAGCCAGAAAAGAAACUGAUAUGGAACCAAACAAUAAUUGACAAAUAUCGUAAAUGCAUUUAUCAAUGUGUCAAAAUAUUGCAAGACAAUUAACUACAAAAUACGAUUUAAGAAAAUAAUUAUUGUAAGUCGGUUAUGUUGGAUUUUUUUUUGCAUUUGCAGUACUUCAAUGAGCUGUCAGACAAAUUUAAGCAUGUGUAAAAAUGAUGAGCUCUUCAAAUAUAAGUUUUGAGAGCUCGGAGUUAUUUGCUUUGAAAAAUACAUUUUCCUAGCAUCUUCCUGUCUACAGCGCCAUUUGUUAGAAAUUUUUUAUUUAAUUUAAUUCUACGUUUUUGCAUUUAAAUGCUUCACGUUAUAGUUUUCUGUAAUAGUAUGUUGUUAGUUAAAAGUAAAAUUUAAACAUUUUUUUUAUUAAGAAAUCGAUUUAAAAAAAAUCCAUCAUAACCGACAAUUAUAAUUUUUAAAAAAAAUCUGUUCACAACAAAA